AGUGUAAACAGGAAUGCGGAGUGUAAAUAGCGUGGAAAUCAAUUUGCUGUGAAAAUGAGUUCCAUGUCAUGUCAAAUUUAUUUUGAUAAUUCAACCAGAGUGUUCUACGGCGGACAAUUGCUUAGCGGUCGCGUUGUUUUCCAAUUAACUAAGCCGAAAACAGUCAGAGGGAUUUAUGUGAAAAUUAUCGGUCGCGCUUAUUGCCGAUGGACAACUGGAUCGGGACAUCACAGUAAAACGAAUGUUGGAGAAGAAUUCUAUUUGAAUGAAAAGACAUUUUUCGUCGGUGGUGAUAGUGGAGAAGUGGUACUUUCACCGAGAGAAUACAAUUACACAUUUAGUUGCAUGCUACCGGCAGACCUACCCACAUCGGUUGAAGGAAAAAUUGGAUACAUUCGUUACGUGGUUCUCGUGCACGUGGAUAGACCAUUAUGGUCAGAUCGACGAUUUCAAGAAUGUUUCACUGUACUCAAGGUGCUAAAUCUAAACGAAGGGAUUGUGCUUAGAGCUCCUCUUGUGAGAGAAGAUCGCAAAUCAUAUUUCAUUUGUUGCCUGUUAUGUUGCUGUACAUCGGGUCCGCUGAUUGUGAAAGGAAGUAUACCGGUUGGUGCGUAUGUACCUGGCCAAAUUAUCGACGUUUUUUUGAAAAUCAAUAAUGGCAGCGAUCAAACAUUUACAAAUUUUAUUAUUCAAAUAAUAAAGCAAAUACAGUACCACACGCAUGCUAAUAGCUCGACAAAAAAACUUGAUACGGUUGUGGUAAAAAGUGCCAGUUGCAAUGGUUGCCCCAAGUACCAGUCCAAAACGUACAGAUUACCGAUAACCGUUCCAGCAAUACCACCAACCGAUGAAUCAACCAGCAACAUUGUUAAAGUCAGCUACCGAUUGCAGAUUCAAGGAUCGGCCGGCUGUUUACGAAAUGAUCCAGUCCUAAUUUUUCCGAUCAAAAUCGGAACUUUUCCGAUUCUGCUGAACCACACAGCUAUAACUCAGCAACCAACAGUGCCAAGACAGACAAUCUUUGUGAGAUUGCCUCCAUUACCAGCAGAUUCGUUUAAUUCAUCUGUUCCAUCUGCAGAUGCUACUUGUGGUGGGGAUGCUCAUGACAUAGAUCCUCCCACGUAUGAGGAAGCGAUUUCCAGUUUUUCCGGUGAUGUUCCUGGAGCGGCCUUUAGACCAUCUUAUCCAGUUUUUCGAAGAACUCCUUCGUACACUACAAAAACAGACAUUUAAAUAUUUCACACCGUCGACAACACAAAACGUUGUUUUUUAAAGAUCAGACUUUUGUUUUGUGAUUAAGAGACAAAACAUGAGAAAUAAAGAAAU
Messenger RNA from Bradysia coprophila, 1326 nucleotides. RefSeq names its product arrestin domain-containing protein 17-like. Gene Ontology annotation, biological process: protein transport. NCBI's taxonomy places the organism in Eukaryota, Metazoa, Arthropoda, Insecta, Diptera, Sciaridae. The record is from RefSeq and is a predicted model, not a curated record. Gene Ontology annotation, cellular component: cytoplasm.